Molecule: messenger RNA, 477 nt
Organism: Fusarium keratoplasticum
Lineage: Eukaryota; Fungi; Ascomycota; Sordariomycetes; Hypocreales; Nectriaceae
Exons: 3
Coding region: 1-477 (158 amino acids)
Source: RefSeq, a predicted model, not a curated record
AUGGCUCCUGCAUUCCGGAAGAGUUCGGAAUAUACAGAUUACCUUGGGGAAACAGUCCUCAGUCGUCCCCAAGAUCAACUGCUCCCCCGACUCGAUAGCCAGGAUGGCCAGAUCUACAUGGCGCCAGGAGAGUUGUACUGCAGAUUUCGUCACCCUAACGGCCAGCUCUGCUCGAAUGAUAAACGGUUUUCUAGAAGGUAUUAUUUGGUAUGGCACUACCAGGUCGAGCACAACCUCACAAUAGCACACAAUGCGACGAAGCCCAACUCGAAAAGAGGGAGAGAUCUAAUAGUUGCAUGGUACAAGGAGCUUAUGGAAGGGCAGCAACCUUCCUGGCGCGCCAAAGACCAACAGUCCCUACAAGCCAACACACAAACCAACGCGCCUUUACCAGUUCCAAGCGCCCAAAAUGGCCAAGCUCAACCUACCCAAGAUGAUCAGCCUCAGGCCGCCGAUGAAGAUCUCCCUCGAGACUGA